This is a messenger RNA of Pedinophyceae sp. YPF-701, 1275 nucleotides long. The record is from the annotation of a GenBank genome assembly. Lineage: Eukaryota; Viridiplantae; Chlorophyta; Pedinophyceae.
AUGCUGGUCACGGAACAGCGUACGCCUCAAGCUCUGUCGGGGGACUUCACGGCCACCAGCGCAGUCCCCGCGCUGUGCGCCGCGCGGAGGGGCAUCAUCGACAAGGUCAAGCAGAAACUACAGGACGCGCAGGACACGGCCAAGAAGGCGACCGAGUCGCUGGCGGACAAGGACGGGGCGAUGAAGGACUCGGCGGACGCGCUGAAGAGCUUCGCGGGGGCCUUCACGGAGGGCCUGAGGGAGGAGUUCGGCGCCAAGGGCGCAGGGGGGGGCAAGGGGGGCAAGAGGGGGGGGGUUGAGGACAAGGCGGGGGGGUCGGAGGAGGCGGCGGGUGCGGCAGCGGAGGAGGCCGGGCAGCGGGAGUCCCGUGGGGCGGCGGAGGGGGAGCAGGCGGCGGGCGCGGGCGCGGGGCGGGCGGCGUCAGGGGGGGGGGUCGGGAGGGUGUUCGCGCUGCUGAAGGCGGCGCUGGGGCCGGAGGACGCCGGGCGGAGCAAGUCGAUCCGCAGCCACGGGCUCGCGAAGCCCGAGCAGCCCGACGCCAGCACCGCCACGGACAUCGUCACCAGUCAGGCGCGCAAGUCCGAGUGGGAGAAGCGCUUCGACGGUCUCCGCGACUGGGCGGGCCGCGCGGGCGUCACGAAGGGCUACGAUGCCGUCGCGAGCAGCGCGACGCUGCAGCGCCUGCGCGAGGCCGCGGACGACGCCCGCGAGCGCUGGGAGACCUGGGACCACCCGCUCGCGCACCGCAUCCAGGACGCCGUCGACCGCGUCGCCACGCAGCCCGAGGCCGCGCAGGCCCUCGAGGAGGCGCGCCGCCGCGACCCCUCCUUCUUCCUGCCGGGCUUCGUGCUCUCCAUCGCCGGCGACGUGCGCGACAUCGUCGUCGCGGAGCUCAGGGGCGACGAGGACGUCCUGAAGGAGUUCUGCAGCGAGGAGCUCGUCGAGCGGCUCACGGCGCAGUCGCGGGCGGUCAAGGAGCAGCUCGGGGAGCCGGACACUCGGAUCCUGCACGCGCGGGAGCCGCAGCUGGUGUCGGUGAAGCUGAUCGAGGGGGACCCGAUCGUGGUGGUGCAGGUGGAGGUGCAGCGCGUGCACUGCAUCCGGGACAAGUUCGGGAACGUCGUCGAGGGGGGGCCUGACGAGAUCCGGGCGGUGUUCUACCACUGGGCGCUGCAGAUGGACAAGGCCGGGUUCUUCGACGAGGACGGCGAGUGGCAGCCGCCGCGGUGGCAGAUCGCGGACUUCGCCGUCCUCGGCGCCCACGCGCUGCUGUGA